Molecule: messenger RNA, 573 nt
Organism: Camarhynchus parvulus
Lineage: Eukaryota; Metazoa; Chordata; Aves; Passeriformes; Thraupidae
Product: ribonuclease H-like
Exons: 2
Coding region: 1-573 (190 amino acids)
Molecular function (GO): RNA-DNA hybrid ribonuclease activity; nucleic acid binding
Source: RefSeq, a predicted model, not a curated record
AUGAGUGAUGUCGCGGAUGAGGAACAAGAGCCAGUGACCCGGGUUGAGGAAGCUCCACCAUACAAUCAGUUGCCAGCAGAAGAAACACGUUACGCUUUAUUCACCGAUGGUUCUUGUCGCGUCAUAGGGAUGAAACGGAGGUGGAAAGCAGCUGUAUGGAGUCCCACUCGACGGGUUGCGGAGGCUACUGAAGGAGAAGGUGAAUCCAGUCAAUUUGCUGAAAUCAAAGCUAUUCAACUGGCCCUAGGUAUUGCAGAGAGAGAGAAGUGGCCAAGGCUCUAUUUGUAUACCGAUUCUUGGAUGGUAGCCAACGCUCUAUGGGGAUGGCUGAAGAGAUGGAAAGAGGCGAACUGGCAGCGCAGAGGAAAACCAAUUUGGGCUGCAGAAGAGUGGAAAGAUAUCGCUACUCGGUUAGAGAAGUUACCUGUGAAGGUUCGGCAUGUAGAUGCCCAUGUCCCCAGAAGUAGAGCUAAUGAAGAGCAGCAAAACAACCAGCAAGCUAAACGGCUGAAGCCCCUCUGGUACGGUGGGCGGUGGUCUAAGUACAAAUACGGGGGAGGCCUGGCAGAUUGA